AUGCAAGAUUUCCAUGUUGAAGACCGGACUAUCACCCUUACUAAGGAGUUUAAAAAGAUGAAACCGCCAUCCUUUAAAGGAGGGAUAGAACCAAUGAAAGCUGAAGCAUGGGUGUUGGGAAUAGAGAAGCUAUUUGAAGUCUUUCCCUGCACAGAAGUUCAGAAGGUGCAAUUGGCUGCUUUUACUCUUGAGGAUGAGGCACGCAGAUGGUGGAUGCUUACGAGAACUGUACACCAAGGAUUGACAUGGGACAGAUUCUUAGAAUUGUUUUAUGACAAGUACUUCCCUCAAAGCAUGCGGGUUAAGAAGGUAACAGAAUUCGAAACUCUCAGGCAAGGGAACAAAACCGUCGCCGAAUACGAAGCCCAAUUUACAGAAUUAGCUCGGUUUGCACCUCAUAUGGUGGACACGGAUUAUAAGAAUCCGCGUAAAUUUGAAGGGGGAUUGCGGAGCGCUAUCUUGGAUAAGGUCAACAUGUUGAAGUUACCCACAUACGUUGAUGUGUUGGAGAGGGCUGUUAUAGCGGAAGGGAAUCUCGCUACUCAGAGUCGAAUUUCGGAAUGGAAAGGGAAGAGGCAAAAUACUCAAUGGUCGAAGGGAUCACCUACUCCGCCAAACAUGAAGCAAACUUUAGGGAAUUUAAAUACUACUACCCCUAGCCAGGACUUAAUGCCGACUUGUCCGGAAUGUGGGAAGAAGCAUCGUGGGACGUGCUAUCGGAAGUCUGGAGCCUGUUUUUAG
This is a messenger RNA of Camellia sinensis, 741 nucleotides long. RefSeq lists its product as uncharacterized. Lineage: Eukaryota; Viridiplantae; Streptophyta; Magnoliopsida; Ericales; Theaceae. The record is from RefSeq and is a predicted model, not a curated record.